UGAACGAAGACGAGGGUGUUUAGCGUUGCCUUUGCGUAUAUCAAGAAGCCCUAAUUUGGCUUCUCAGGAAUUGACGAUGACGAGCUCAUCACCCAAACCUAACCUUUGCGCGAAAUGCCAGGCUGAGAUUACAGACAUUGGGCCACCACCGCGCAAGCGGAGGAUUGAAUUAACCGCCGCCGCAGAUGAUAAAUCAGAUGAUGAAUCCACCGCCGCCGCACCUGAUGAUGAAUCCUCUCACAGUGAAUUCGAUGAUCCAGUUCGUUCAACGGAUCUGCACAAAUUUGAAAAUAGCGAAACAGGUUUCUUUCGUGACCUGGCUAACAUUUAUGCUAGAUUUGGACUCCACUCCUACAAUUCCCGCAAGGGCACCAACUUCCAGUUGUCAAGAGUAGACAAAUAUAUUAACUAUGGAGUUUUCAGUUAUUCCUUAACCUUUGAGGCCACGGAUCCGGCAGACGGUUCUUGUUUCACUUUCCAGGCGCGUGUUCUUAGAGAUGACAAUGUAAAAGGAUCCUACUACAGAAUAAUGACCGAAGGUUGUAGGAUCAAACCUCAAAUUCCAGGCACUAGAGAAAAAAUACAUCGAUGGGAGUUCGAUCCAGAAGUUUACAAAGACACUCUACCUGAUUGGUAUCCGGAUGAUGCAUUGUUGUUGCCGUCCAAUGACCAGUUUCACCAAGUGGGGGCAACUUGUUCUUUUAUAUUUCUUCCGCCUCUAUCCUUUUCUUUUUCGCUUUUUGUCUUUAUUUUUGCUCUUUCACAGGUGCAAGAUUCAGACAUUCUUGAAAACGAUUGGCUUAAACUGUAUGCCGAUCUUGCCAUGUACACACUGAAGGAAGCCGACAUGUCCCUGUUUGAGUCUUGGCUGCCUCUGGAGAUCAGUAAGGUCGUUGUGCAGACUUUUGAAUAUGUCAAGUCAAAGGAAAAGCUCAAGGCCGGGAAUGCAAUCUUCUACUUCAGUUUCAAGAACUUGAAUGCUCCUCCCCAUGGUCUGUGCCAGGAUCACAGAGUCAUCAUAAGAAGAACCACUGAUGGGCUUCCAGGACACGCUUGUCUUGACUUCAAGUCUUGCACCGGUCAUAAUAUUUUCAAGGCGAGUUCGGUCUGAGACAUAUAUGUUUGCUGAUCCUAAGUUAAUAAGACGACUCUACUCAGUAUCUAUAAGACUGAAUAAUCAUCUCCUCUGUUUUUUUCUUUUGUUUCAGUGUAAUCCAGCACUUAAUAACUUGUCCGUUAUGUCUUUUAAGUUUGUUAUUUGGUUUUCCUCA
Molecule: messenger RNA, 1271 nt
Organism: Brassica oleracea var. oleracea
Lineage: Eukaryota; Viridiplantae; Streptophyta; Magnoliopsida; Brassicales; Brassicaceae
Product: UPF0725 protein At4g29550-like
Exons: 5
Coding region: 77-1111 (344 amino acids)
Source: RefSeq, a predicted model, not a curated record